AUGGACCCUUCACAACACAUGUCAAACUCAGGAUUUGACCUCAGGCAUUCCGCCUUAAGUGGGAAGAUAUCUCGACACAGUUGUGAUCAAUGCAGACGUAAAAAAGUACGUUGUGAUCGUAUCCAGCCAUGCUCAACAUGUCUCCGAGAUAGGACUCAAUGCAUCUUUCAAGAGGUCAAAAAGAAGCGUCGCAGAUACACCCAACCUGUGAGCCCUGAUAUCUUGGCUCGCAUUGAGAAGCUCGAGGAAAGGAUCAAAAGCGUGCCUGGGAUCUCUUCUUUUUUCUCUGAUAGUUAUAAGGAUACUUCCGAUUCGCACCAAGCGAGACACGAUCGCGCAGCCACGAGCGCAAUUCACACCAGACACGAAGCUUCGGAUACGGGGUUUGCUACUUCGUCAAUACAUGGAAACUAUUCUGACCCUGGUCGCCUAGCCGUGCACCAAGAAAAAAGCCGGUAUAUGAGCAAUAGAGUGUGGAACGUCCUUGCCAAUGAUGUUGAGGAAAUGCAGGACGUAUUAGAUUCGUCGACAUCAGAAGAUGACUCGGAAGAGCCCUUGCCGACGGAUGACAUCUUUCAGGGGUUUCUUUUUGGCAUGACGUCUCCUUGCAAUUCUUUACAUAGAUUCUACCCACCGGCGGAUAAGGCUUGCUACCUGAUGAAAACCUACGAGGCAAAUGUUGCUCCAUUGGUGCCAAUACUCCACUGGCCAACAGUACGAGACCGUAUUAUGAGUAUCGUUCAGGGGGAGUGCUUUGCAGAUGAAAUCACCAAGACUUUGAUGUUUUCAAUUUAUUAUGCCGCCACUGCGAGCCUGUCUGCAGACGAAUGUCAUAGUCAGCUCGGUGUGGGUCGAGUUGUCUUAUUGAGUAAAUUUCGUUUUGCAGUGCAACAGGCCAUUGCGGAGGCAGAUCUGCUGAGCACGCAAAGUACGAUGCUAGUACAAGCUGUGGUGCUAUUUUUGACGGCAGUGCGCCGAGAGGAUAACACCAGAUUUGUAUGGUCUAUGACGAGCAUGAUUGUCCGUAUUGGGCAGUAUCUUGGUUUGCAUCGCGAUGGUUCACAGCUCGGACUAACGUCGUUCGAAACGGAAAUUCGCCGACGAUUAUGGUGGCACAUUGUCAUGUUGGAUAUGCGAUCUUCAGAGGAACAUGGAACUGACAGCCAAAUUUCAGAGGGAAUGUACAACACUGAACUUCCUUCUAAUGUGAAUGAUGCUUCUAUCUACCCAGGAAUGACGGAGCCUGUAAUACCGCAAACAGGCUUCACCGAGAUGACAUUCUGCCUCAUUCGAUGCGAGGUGGCGGUUGUUCUCAACAAGGUGACUUCUGCAAUUCAGUCGAGUUCUGGCAGUCAAAAUGUUCAACAAAGACGGGAGCAAAUGGUCGAAGCAACUAGCGAUCAAAUUCGACAAAAAUACACUAACUUUUGCGAUGAAUCCAUCCCAUUGCAAAAGGUCUGCGUGUUGGUUUCUCGACUUGUCCUCGCUAACCUGUGGAUCAACGUUUAUUUCCGUCGAUCAGACAAUCACCUCAACCUGAGAGAAAUGUCUAUUCAGACCCGAGAUGAGCUUUUUAGCCUGUCACUUGAAGUGAUCCGGGCUUCAUUCGCACUGGAAAGUAAUGAACAGACGCAUCGAUGGAGUUGGUUAUUCCACGCCAAUGCACAUUGGUGUUAUGUUGCUUUCUUGCUUUCUGAAUUAUGUGUCCGAUCACCAGAUGCAUUCACAGAUGAAGCAUGGGGGGUGAUCGACCGGGUGCAAAACAAGUGGCAGUUGACGCAAAGACAUGAUAAGAAGGGGAUGUUGUGGCGGCCCCUGCAACGACUAUUACAAAGGGCAACGUCAACCCGGUCACAAAAUAUGGCUCUGCAAGAACACAAUGGUCAAGAACGACCCACGUUAUCUGUCAUCUUCGAUACCCUCACGGAGCCAAACAGAUACGCAAAGUCAGACCUUCCCAAAACACAAGACCAGAUUGCGGGUUCUCUUGCUGCAUCUGCUUCGCAGGAAAUAAAUGCUUCAUCUACUACCUUGAACCGAGCUGACGUAGCUGAUAACAAUGGCCACAUUUUCGGGGGCUUUCUUCCGGCGGCUGGGGUGUCGGAACUCGAGAUGAUGAUGUCAGAAGCAAAUUGGGCCUUUCUGUGA
Molecule: messenger RNA, 2148 nt
Organism: Penicillium atrosanguineum
Lineage: Eukaryota; Fungi; Ascomycota; Eurotiomycetes; Eurotiales; Aspergillaceae
Exons: 2
Coding region: 1-2148 (715 amino acids)
Biological process (GO): regulation of DNA-templated transcription; DNA-templated transcription
Molecular function (GO): DNA binding; DNA-binding transcription factor activity, RNA polymerase II-specific; zinc ion binding
Source: RefSeq, a predicted model, not a curated record